AUGGCAGCGUCUGGAGGGUCACGAUCAUCUGCGAGCAACCCACCCGGGUUUGAAAGUUUCCCUUUUCCUGUGCCAGGCAUAGUACAAGAUGACACUACAGCUAAAGACCAAGAGAAGAGUGGAGAGACGAAAAAGAAACCGUGCAGAGCGUGUACGGAUUUCAAGUCAUGGAUGAAAGUGCAGAGGAAACAGUCGUCAGUGGUCCAGGAAACCCAUGUUACAGAGGAAAGUGAGAAGGCAGUAGAAUGCCCUCUUGAUAGAGAGGAACUGGGCAGAAGUUCAUGGUCUUUUCUUCACACCAUGGCAGCCUACUACCCUGAUUCGCCGACCACAGUCCAGCAGCAAGAGAUGACACAAUUUAUCAAUCUGUUCUCGAAGUUUUUCCCCUGUGAUGAAUGUGCAGAGGAUUUGAGAUCAAGACUGAAAACAAAUCAACCAGAUACAAGUAAUCGCCACAAUUUCUCACAGUGGCUGUGUCGACUUCAUAACGACAUCAAUGUACGACUAGGGAAGCCAGAAUUCGACUGCUCCAAAGUGGAUGAGCGAUGGAAAGACGGCUGGAAAGAUGGAUCGUGUGACUGAUCAUAAACAUGAUGGCUUUGGCUGAGAUGCUUUUCUGUGAAAAUAACCGUGCCUGUGUAAUGCUGUGUCAUUG
Molecule: messenger RNA, 655 nt
Organism: Chanos chanos (milkfish)
Lineage: Eukaryota; Metazoa; Chordata; Actinopteri; Gonorynchiformes; Chanidae
Gene: gfer
Product: growth factor, augmenter of liver regeneration (ERV1 homolog, S. cerevisiae)
Exons: 3
Coding region: 1-582 (193 amino acids)
Cellular component (GO): mitochondrion
Molecular function (GO): flavin adenine dinucleotide binding; flavin-dependent sulfhydryl oxidase activity
Source: RefSeq, a predicted model, not a curated record